UUCCUGAGAAUCACGACGUUAUAUAUUUUGAAAUCGGCAGUCCUGUCAUCAACAGUAAGACUGGUUGGCGGAAGCUGGAAGGGAGAAGGAAGAGUGGAGAUAUUACACAAUGGCAUCUGGGGAACUGUUUGUGAUGACUACUGGGAUAUAAAUGAUGCUACCGUCGUUUGUCGCCAACUGGGAUCUCUUAAUGCUGUUAGUGCUCCGCGCUCUGCACGCUUUGGAGCUGGAAGCGGUCAGAUUUGGCUGGACAAUGUUGGUUGUUCAGGCAGUGAAAGUUCAAUUGAAAAUUGUCCGCACAAUGGGUGGGGCAUACAAAAUUGCGAUCACGGUGAAGAUGCCUCGGUGAUUUGUUCAAGUAAGUUAUGUAGACCAGGAUUAUUCAAGGGUCAUUUUGUCUAUUGCUAAUGUUUUAUUAUUUAAAAAAACAUUGUCGGGAGAAAAGAAAAAAGGCUUUAAACCAAGAAUGCAAGAUAAUAUGGGUUUUCAAGUAUAUUUGCAAGUGAUACUGACAUCGUUUUUGCUCUACUCCAGCGUUCCCUCAGAAUGAUCGAGCGCUGCUACAGCUAUUUGUUUUUUGUUUACAAAUUGUGACUGAUGCAUAAGUUCAUUGCAACGUUUUACAGUCAAGCCAGAUCAAGCGUUAACUUUAAGCGUUGGGUAAAGCGUACCCUCCAAGAUUCCAUCAAUGAAUUUAUUAAUGGCAAGUUGAAUCCGCUAGUAGUUGUAGAUUUCAGAUUCCUUUCUCCAUUCUUGCAUGCGUAAUGAGCCGUGAAUUCACACGCGAGGUAGCCUAUUAAUUUCAGACGAUUACCUCGAGUCGUUUUUACUCCCUCAGUAACGACGUUGUUGAGAGGAGAAAAUGACUCGAAGUAUUACAUUGUCUGAAAUUCAGGCUACACGCAAUGCAGUUACGAAAUUUGCACCAGCUCAGUUUCCUUGAAUUUGAUGUAAAUGUAUUCUAAGAAUUUUAGUCCAUUCAAAGAUUUUCAAUCUGAUCAAAUACAGAGAAGUUCGCGUAAAAUAUUCACUGCUCAUGUAGGAAUGCCGAUUUGAAUUUCACACGAGUUACGGGAACGACUUACGGAAUCAUCUUUCAAAUAAUCAAUUCAUUAAUAGAAUCUUCGGGGGUACUCAUAGAAGCUACAACGUAGAAAAAUAAAAUUAAUCAAAUUCUCAUGCUGGCCAAUUGUCCUGGUCCUUUUUAGAAUUAAGACUGGUUGGUGGAAGCUGGGAAGGAGAAGGAAGAGUGGAGGUAUUCCACAGUGGCAACUGGGGAACCGUUUGUGAUGAUGACUGGGAUAUGAAUGAUGCUAGCGUAGUUUGUCGCCAAGUGGGAUCUCUUGAUGCUGUUAGUGCUCCGGGCUCUGCACACUUUGGUGCUGGAAGCGGUCAGAUUUGGCUGGACGAUGUGCGUUGUGCCGGCAGUGAAAGUUCAAUUGCCAAUUGUCCGCACAGUGGAUGGGGCAUAGAAAAUUGCGGUCACGGUGAAGAUGCCUCGGUGAUUUGUUCAAGUAAGUAAUGUACACAAGCAUCCUCAACGUAGCAUUUUCUCGAUUCUUUAAAAUAUGUUGUAGUAGUAAAUAUAUAAAGAACUUAUACAAAUUAUUUCACCAGCGUACGGCUGAUCUGUGUUCUACAUAUAUUUAGGUACCAGGCAAUUUGUUGACCUGCAUACAGUCAACUCUCUCUAAAACGGACACCUUUGGGACCGGCAUCAAGUGUCCGUCUUAGAGAGAUGUCCGUCUUAUAGAGAGUCAAAUAAAGGGAGUAAAGAAAGGCAGGGACCAACUUUAGGUGUUCGUUUUACAGAGGUGUCUAUCUUAUAGAGGUUUCCGUUAAGAGAGAGUCGACUGUAUAUAGUUUUUUGGCAUUUAAGACAUCCGUGUCCUACAAGAGUAUUUUUUUUUCAGCCUUUUGCAGUUACCUAGAAUUAUUAUUGCUAUACAAGAAGCCAUUGAACGAUAACAACUGAACGAUAGCAAAACAGAAUUCCUGAGCAUAGGAACGAGGCAAUAGCUGGACAAAGUUUGCAUUGACAAGUCAUGUAAAAAAGGAGAUUUUAAAAUCACACGAGUUCAGCCGUUUGGAAUUUAUGAAAAUUGUUUGAUAAGAACCUGAGUCAGUUUGAACCACACAUCAGUAAUACGUGCAGGGCUGGAUUUUACCAUAUCCAUCAGGGGCGUAGGCAGCUUUUCGACUAGUUUUAGGCCUGCAUGGUCCUCUGCUUUUUAGCUCACCCCUAAAAACGCAUAAUUUAUAACAAGAAGUAGAGUUAUCAAACCAAAAAUUUGUAGGCCCGGGCCUACAGGUCUAUAGGCUGGCUACGCCCCUGUUCAAAAUUAGAAAAUACAGACAACUCUCGCUAUAACGCAAACCAGCUAAAUCCCAGGCAAAUUACAGACGUUUGACUGAAAUAAUUAAACUCCCGCUAUGACAGACCCUACCUAAUGAGGACACUGACUCGAGGUUCCUACAGUGUCCGCUAUAAAGAGAGUUGACUGUACCUGCCUGUAGACGCAACAAGGUCUUUAAUUCAUGCCUUUGUUAAGGGAAGAAUGAAGAAUAGACUAUUGUGACACCCUUCCUGCUAGGUCCCUAAGCAAGUUAUACCUGGUCAGAAUGCAGCUGCCAGGAUAACCUGAGAUCAGGAUCUAUUUUCGUUUUUCCACCACGUAAGAAAAUAUAUGGAAGCUGCAAAAAUUGGGCCUGAUCUCAGCCAUAUUAGACCUUUGGAUUCUAAGACGAGUACGACAACGAAUACGAGAUUUGACUUAAAGCUUUUUCGCGUAUUCUCAAAAUAUAGCUACAGACUCCCCGGAAACCUCCAUUUUACCAAUUUUCACUUGAAAAGUUAGCACUGUUACCUUUAGUGAAGGAGGUUGCACCCUCUCCCGGUCGCAAAGUAAUAAAACUUUUAACAUUUGAUAACUUGUUUCCGCCACUUCGACAUUAGUCAGCUUUAGCAUCGACGACGGCGACGGCAGCGAAGAAGUCACUUUUAAAAUGAUUCGAUUGAGUUUUUCCACACUUUGUAGCGGUUAUUACAAUUAACUGAAUAUGUGAAAUGUGGGCGAAUUUCCUUGGAGUUGAUUUCUUGGGGACCGGACUUAAGCUUAGAAAGAGAAAGGAAAAUUCGUCGCGCUUGUUUACGUUCUCCAUAAAUCGUGAAAUUAGAUUCCCUUACCGUUUUUAGAAUUAAGACUGGUUGGUGGAAGCUGGCCAGGAGAAGGAAGAGUGGAGAUAUUCUACAAGGGCAAGUGGGGAACUGUUUGUGAUGAUGUCUGGGAUACGAGUGAUGCUCGCGUCGUUUGUCGCCAACUGGGAUUUCCUGAUGCUGUAAGUGCUCCCGGCUCUGCGCGCUUUGGUGCUGGAAGUGGUCAGAUUUGGCUGGACGAUGUGGGAUGUUCCGGAAGUGAAAGUUCACUUGUAACUUGUCAGCACAGAGGAUGGGGCGUAGAAAAUUGCGGUCACAGCGAAGAUGCCUCGGUGAUUUGUUCAAGUAAGCCUUCAUAA
This is a messenger RNA of Porites lobata, 3516 nucleotides long. The record is from the annotation of a GenBank genome assembly. Lineage: Eukaryota; Metazoa; Cnidaria; Anthozoa; Scleractinia; Poritidae.